CCUGCUAUUGAUUUGCCUGUGAAGAAACCUCGGAAACGUAUCCGAUACAGAAAAGCAACCGGUAGGCUGUCUGAAAAUCGGAAGAGGCGUAAACGGUUAAGACUUGCUGGCAGGAUCAAGAAGGAAAAGCACCUGUCCUCUCGGGAAGCUUCAAAUUCGGAGGGUGAAAGUAAUGAUGUUGGUGCAGCCAGUCCAAGUGACACAGCUGAGGAGGGACUAGAUCAGGAACAUGGAGGAUCUUCUAAGAAGAGCUUUGAGAGAGGUGGAGGGGGAGCAGCCAUGAAAGAGAAUGUGUGCCAGGUCUGUGAAAAACCAGGGGAACUGCUGCUGUGUGAGGCUCAGUGUUGUGGAGCAUUUCACUUGGGGUGCCUUGGUAUGCGUGACAUGCCUCGGGGAAAGUUCAUCUGUAGUGAGUGUUCUUCAGGUGUCCAUUCAUGCUUUGUGUGCAAAACCUCUGAUUCUGGGGUGAAACGCUGCUCUCUAGCUCUGUGCGGGAAGUAUUAUCAUGAAAACUGUGCUUUUAAUUAUCCCCCCACUUUACAGCUUAAUAAAGGCUUCCGCUGUUCUUUGCAUGUGUGCAUCACCUGCCAUGCCAACAAUCCCAGCAACCCAUCAGCUUCUAAAGGUCGAUUGAUGAGAUGUGUCCGUUGCCCGGUUGCAUAUCAUGCCAACGAUUUUUGUGUGGCUGCAGGAACAGUUACCCUUGCUUCUAAUAGCAUUAUUUGCCCCAACCACUUUACUCCACGUAGGGGAUGCAAGAACCACGAGCAUAUCAAUGUUAGCUGGUGCUUUGUGUGCUCUGAGGGUGGAAGUCUCCUUUGUUGUGAAUCUUGUCCAGCUGCUUUUCACCGAGAGUGUCUUAACAUCGAAAUGCCAGAGGGAAACUGGUUCUGCAAUGACUGUAAAGCUGGCAAAAAACCUCAUUAUAAGGAAGUGGUGUGGGUAAAGGUUGGAAGAUACAGGUGGUGGCCAGCUGAGGUUUGCCAUCCAAAGAGCAUUCCUACAAACAUCACGAAGAUGAAGCAUGACAUUGGAGAGUUUCCGGUUUUGUUUUUUGGGUCAAAGGACUAUUUGUGGACCCAUCAGGCCAGAGUGUUUCCAUAUAUGGAAGGAGAUGCCCUCAAUAAAGAUAAAAUGAGCAAAGGGGUUGAUGCAGUCUACAAAAAGGGUAUCUCAUAUAUGAUUUCUCGUGGUUUGUAGAUCGUGACACCAGAUAUACAUUCCUUGCCUUCUAA
Molecule: messenger RNA, 1235 nt
Organism: Staurois parvus
Lineage: Eukaryota; Metazoa; Chordata; Amphibia; Anura; Ranidae
Source: the annotation of a GenBank genome assembly